CGCCAGGAGCGCUGGAGCCUCGCUGCAUCCUGCCCGCGCGCUGCGAUCGGGGCGGGGGGCGUCGGCCCCGUCACUGCCGUGAGGGGAAAAAACCUUUACUGGAGCCUCUUGAAGCAAGAAGGCUAAAGAGGUGUGGUGGUAAGUACCAGCAUCUUGGCUCAUUAAAAGCAGCGCACGUGUCUUACACCCAGUAAAAAGUUUGCCUGGCUCAACAUUUUAACCUUCAUACCCUGAAGCCUUGGAGAACUCAUUCUUCUUUGUGAACAGUAGCAAAAAGAGACUCUGGAGUGAAUUGAGUCUCUUGUGUAUUAAAUCCACGCUUAGGAACAUGUUGAAAUCAGCACUAAGGAGAUCUGGUGCCGUGCUUGAGGAUCCGAUGCCUUCUGUCCCUCCCAAACCUGAGAUGGACACACAUUCUUGCCCUCACUUGUCUGCCAGUUGUGUGCAGAAUGGAGGACUGGAGAAGGAGCCCUGUAACACUGGGGAGAAAGAAAGGAAAUGGAUCCGACCUGAUACACCUAGCAAGUGUACCUGGAAACUGGGGAAACCCCUUUCAGAAUCCCCUCAUUAUCAUUCAACUUUGUCAAAAACACCAAACAUCCUGCCAAGCAUCCUGGAGAAAAUUGGUGAUACGCCCAUGGUGCGGAUCAACAAGGUUGGAAAGCAGUUUGGACUAAAGUGUGAGCUCUUGGCAAAGUGUGAGUUCUUCAAUGCUGGAGGGAGUGUGAAGGACCGAAUCAGCCUGCGGAUGGUGGAAGAUGCAGAGAGAGCUGGGAUUUUGAAGCCUGGGGACACUAUCAUUGAGCCAACAUCAGGAAACACAGGUAUCGGGCUGGCUCUGGCUGCUGCCGUGAAAGGCUACCGCUGCAUCAUUGUGAUGCCAGAAAAAAUGAGCAUGGAGAAGGUGGAUGUUCUGAGAGCUCUUGGUGCUGAGAUUGUGAGGACUCCGACAACUGCCAGAUUUGACUCACCUGAAUCUCAUGUGGGAGUAGCAUGGAGACUGAAAAAUGAAAUUCCCAAUUCUCACAUACUAGACCAGUACCGCAAUGUCAGUAACCCAUUGGCCCACUAUGACACCACAGCUGAGGAGAUUCUGCAGCAGUGUGAUGGAAAAGUAGACAUGCUGGUGGCUGGAGCUGGAACAGGAGGAACCAUCACUGGCAUUGCCAGAAAGUUGAAGGAGAAAUGCCCAGAAUGCAAAAUCAUUGGCGUUGAUCCCGAAGGCUCCAUUCUUGCUGAGCCUGAAGUACUGAAUAAGACGGAUGUGACGACAUAUGAGGUGGAGGGAAUUGGAUAUGAUUUCAUCCCUACGGUGCUGGAUAGAUCAGUGGUGGACAAGUGGUACAAGAGCAAUGAUGAGGAGUCUUUUGUCUUGGCACGCAUGCUGAUCAGAGAGGAGGGAUUGCUGUGUGGUGGCAGCUCGGGUAGCGCAAUGUCCGUCGCUGUGAAGGCUGCCAAGGAUCUGAAGGAGGGUCAGCGCUGCGUUGUCAUCUUGCCUGACUCUGUCAGGAACUACAUGUCUAAGUUCCUGAGUGACAAAUGGAUGACACAGAAGGGGUUCAUGAAAGAAGAAGAUACCCGCAGUAACAAACCUUGGUGGUGGCACCUCAGUGUUCAGGAGUUAAGCCUCUCUGCUCCCCUGACAGUACUCCCUACUGUCACCUGUGAAAAGACUAUUGAAAUCCUCCGGGUGAAGGGAUUCGACCAGGCACCAGUUGUCGAUGAAUCUGGUGUGAUUUUGGGAAUGGUUACCCUUGGAAACAUGCUUUCUUCACUACUUGCGGGGAAAGUUAAGCCUUCAGACCAAGUCAGCAAAGUAAUUUAUAAGCAGUUCAGACAGAUUCAUCUGAAAGACAACUUGGGGAAACUCUCUCAUAUCCUGGAAAUAGACCACUUUGCUCUAGUAGUCCAUGAACAGAUUCAGUAUCACAGUGACGGCAUAUCUAGUAAGAGACAGAUGGUGUUUGGCAUUGUUACAGCCAUCGACCUGCUUAACUUUGUGACUGCACGGGAGCGGCAAAGAAAAAACACCUAAGCUAUGGGGUCAGCAUGUUUGCAGCUUCUGCAACAACAUUUUCCAGUCUCCAGAAAGAAUAUCAGGUCCCUUUCUUUUCUUAGAUAGAAAGUUCUGUCUCUUGGUUUUUGUUUUUUAACUUUCCAGAAAUAAACACAGCUGGCCAUCCUGACUUCCGUAAUGUAACUGCCACAUCUAAAUAUUUCAUGACUUCUUCAGUUUGGUUCUGAAUCAGAGAGCCAAUAUUCCCUGCCAAGAUAUAUGUUUCUAUUUUUCUAAAUGCUACCUAAAUUAACUAGUGUGAACCUAAUUGAUUGUGUCCUAAUGUUUAAUUGUUUGAAACAUUUCUGGAACCUAACUAAAGGGAAGACCAUCUGUGCGAUGGUAUUUGGUUUAUGGAUAUUGAGUAAGUCAAAGAUGGUGGGCAUAGUGCCAAUAGCAGUAUGACCCUUUGUAGUAAGAGAUAGUGUUGAGUGUGUUUGGGUGCAGGGGAGGGAUGAUGUUUUCAUUUACAGCAAGGUAGCCAUCAGGGAAAGGGUUAAAGUAAAAUUCAAUUGUGGAGACUGGCUUUAAGAUUUUCCUCAACCAGUUACCAUGAAGCAAACCUACUGCUUGCCUUGUCUUACCUAUGAUGUUACAGUGAGAUAGUAAACAAGUGUCCAUGCAAAAGAUGGACUUUUUAAUUUGUGAGGACAGAAACUCUUGCUUAUUUCCACCUUGGUAAACAAGCAUAGGUGCAAACACGAGAACAAAAUUGGAGCAAGCUGUUUACAGGUGUUUAAUUUACAGGUGGUCCUAUAACCUUACACUGGCCAGGUUAAGAACCUUUCUUAGCAACCCACCAGUUUUUCAAGUGCUUCUGACCUCUAGCGUCUACUGCAGGGGGAAAAAAAUGUUUUUUUGUAAAGUGAACGAAAACAUAACUGCAUCAAAGACAAAUCUUGCCUAGAUAACAAGCAUAUAAACGGUAUUGCAGCCAGCAGGACCACAAGUUUAUGACAAAAUUUGGCUAAUUCUAUGAGACACAUAUUCUGGAUUCUCUGUGCCUUACACUACCUGUGCUUGAUUGAAAUGGCAUUGUCUCAGCUGGUCAGGGAGUACAGGGAUGCUGAACAUUAGCUACAUGCAGCUGUACAGAUUUCUUCCACUUCCAAAAUUGUCUGGACUCUCAUGUGCCUCUGACUUUACAUAAUGGGAAUGCGGUUGUAUCUCAGUUAAUAGCAUAAUCCAUAUAUCCCCAUACUGUGGCUUAAAGGCAAGCAUCAGCCAAACAGUUGGGUGAUUUGCAUAAGCACUCUCUGGAUUUUGUUUAUGGAAAAAAAUCACCAUAUUUCAUCCUUAUUACGGGUGCUGUCAUCCUCCUUCUCUGAUUGGCUAUUUGUCAGGAGCAAAGCUUCCUUCAGCAGCGGUAAUUCUGUUUCAGUUUCUCACUUCCCUCUACUGAAGAAAAAUGUACAUGAAAAAAGAGAAGCCAAAUAACAACAUCCAGCGAAGUUCCAAUAGGCAGUUAGACAAGAGGAAAAUCAUUGGUUUUAAUGGUGAUUCCCACCAUGCACCACCACCGGCCUCAUUUCCUUCUGUCCGUCCAUUCCUAGAUAUCAGCAGCUCUUUUAGCUGCUAGCUUUCUCUUGCAAAAAUCCACAGGGCCUUUUCCUUCCAAUCCAGAAGGAAAUGAACAAAAAAAGGUUAACAAGAAUAUUUAUCAUUAUAGUGACCACAGCCUUGCUGGCCUGGAAGUAAAUGAAGAAAAAGAAAGGUUGAGGGAGUGAAAGAAAUAAAACAGUUGAUGGUUGAGAAGAUGAGACUGAAGAGAAGUACUGGUAGUACCACUUAUCUGUCAGUAAUUUCAAGAGUUCGCUUUGCAUCCUCUUCCCUUUUAACUUCCCCAUUUAAAAAUGUCAUCAUAGGAAUAAUAAUUUCAGGACACUUUGUGGUAAGCCUUUAACAUUGUGCCCAGAGUAGACCAAACUCUCCUGCCCUUUACCUCUGUGUGUUAUUACCUUAGAUCCUGGAAGUCACCCCAAGUUAUUACUAUAUUGACAUUUAUACAUUCAGGCAAAGUGUCUGAAAGACUUGGUCUUGAGGCAGAAGGUGAAGUCUGUAAGCCAUAGAUCUGAAUGCCUUAAAGAAAUGGUUUCCUUUCAUUUGGUCCUAGCUUGGCCUAAGUCAUUCUCCAAGUAUAUAAAUCCAGGGAGCCAUCACCACCAAGAAAACAAGAAU
Molecule: messenger RNA, 4234 nt
Organism: Gavialis gangeticus (Gharial)
Lineage: Eukaryota; Metazoa; Chordata; Crocodylia; Gavialidae
Product: cystathionine beta-synthase-like
Exons: 18
Coding region: 329-2035 (568 amino acids)
Cellular component (GO): cytoplasm
Molecular function (GO): cystathionine beta-synthase activity; cysteine synthase activity
Source: RefSeq, a predicted model, not a curated record